UAUGAGUGUGCUUGCAUCGUUUGUACUGAUAUCAGUACCUACCAUUCAGAGUUAACGAUACCUGCAAGCAACAUCUCAAAGACCAGCUCGUAAAUAAUUUAUAAAACAUAGCAAAUAAAAAUAUUUAUUCUCAAAAAUAAUAAGACGCAUUUGAAUAAAAAAAAAAAAAAAAACAGAAAGAUUUUUAAAAAAAAAUAGUGUCAAAGUGAUUCUCUAUAAAAUCCAUGACUCCCCCAAUAAAACCCGAAGCUGAUAGGCCGAUUUACAUCGACAAUACACCACCAUGGCUUAGACAAGAGGAUUUAAAAGAUAUCUGUUCUACUUUUGAUGAAAUUGAAAAAGGUGGAUCACCCGAUGGAAUAGUUGAUUUUGAACAGGCAAUAACUUUAGCUGGUUACGGAAAAUUUAAUUAUUUAUUAUUACUUGCGAUAUUGCCAGCAGCUUGGGCGUGUAUUUUUGAUUCAAGUUCAAUGCCUUAUGCAUUGCCAUCAGCAGAAUGUGAUCUUAAUCUUACGCUCUUUGAUAAGGGUCUGCUCAACUCUAUGCCAUUUGCAGGUAUGAUAGUAACGUCCUUCAUAUGGGGUUUUUUAACAGACACAUACGGACGUAAAAAUAUCCUUGCAUGGGGCUACUUGAUGACGUUUAUUGUGAGCUUCUCAAGUUCAUUUGCUCAUACAUCCUGGCUAUUGAUUUUAUUCAAGUUCCUUGGCGGCAUUGUGAUAUCCGGGCCUUUUGCUGCAUUGAUGUCUUAUCUUGCUGAAGUACAUGGUGAGAAAGAACGUACGCGGAUUUACAUGUGGCUCGGGGUUUUCUUUUCACUUGGAAAUAUAUCGAUGCCAUGUCUUGCAUGGCUUAUACUGCCACAGGAAUUAAACAUCAACAUAUUUGAUUCGACAUUUAAUUUGACACCAUGGCGAGUAUUUUUAAUAGUCUGUUCAAUUCCCGAAUUAGCGGCAUUUAUUGCGCUGUCCUGGUUCCCAGAAAGCCCGCGAUUUUUAUUGUCGAAAGGACGCGAUGACGAAGCACUGGAUGUGUUACGUCACAUCUAUCACCUCAACACCGGCAACGAUCCAAAGACGUUCUCGGUAACGAGAAUAAAGGAUGAAGAUUUUGUUAAAAAUAAUGGUAAGACAUUGAGAGAGUGCUUGUACAAUGGUUGGGAACAAAUGAAACCACUUUUUAAAGCACCUCAUAUUUAUAAAUUAAUACUCAUUGGAUCAAUACAGUAUUGCGGAACAAUUGGAUCAAGUACAAUAAGACUAUGGAUGCCGCAAUUAUUUGCAAUGAUUGAAACCUAUGAAUCAACGCAUACUCAAGAUACCUCGAAACCGUCGCUUUGUGACAUGUUGCAACAGACUAGUAAUAGUAAUAAUAGUUAUAAAAAUGUUAAUGAUUAUUACAAUGAUACGAUGACAAUUGAAAAAGUCUGUGCACCAGUCGUUCUUAAUUCGACGGUAUAUUUAAAUUCGAUUGUUAUCGCACUUACUGGAGUUAUUGGAUACACGUUAGCGGGGUCGCUGAUUAAUUGCGCUGGGACUAAGAAACUUAUGGUAUUUUGUUUCUUAACUGCGGGUUCGUGCUGCGGUACAUUAUAUUGGGCUGAAGAUUCCAGUGGAAUUUUAGGAAUUUCUUCAGUAUUUGUCGCACUUUCAAGUGUCGGAGGUGCUGCUGUUAAUAAUGUUAUUGUUGAUAAUUUUCCUACACUAUUAAGAGCAAUGGCAAUUUCAACAACAAUGAUGCUCGGAAGGGUAGGAGCCGUAACUGGUAAUGUUUUGUUUCCAGUAUUGUUUAAUUUAAGCUGCUUAGGGCCAUUUAUUAUGAUCGGUAUCGCCUGCAUCGUGUGUUCGAUACUAGUCUUAUUCGUGCCGUCAAAAUCAUCAGACUUAAAAAAGUCAAUAAAACUAAACGGCAAAUAAUUAAUUAAUAAUUAUUAUUAAUUAAGUUAAGUAUUUUUUUUUUGAUCCUUUGUAAUUACUCGCAACGUACGCAUUUGUAUAAAUAAUCCAUAACGUAAUAACGUAUUAGAUAUUAAUAAUAAUAUUAAUUUAAUUAAUUAUUUAAUUUUUGUUAUAAUAUAGAUAUUAUUAAUAUAAUAAUAACAAUAAUUACCAGUGAUAAGGUGCUCAUGUAUAAAUUUUAUAC
Molecule: messenger RNA, 2142 nt
Organism: Microplitis demolitor
Lineage: Eukaryota; Metazoa; Arthropoda; Insecta; Hymenoptera; Braconidae
Product: synaptic vesicle glycoprotein 2B
Exons: 12
Coding region: 225-1916 (563 amino acids)
Biological process (GO): transmembrane transport
Molecular function (GO): transmembrane transporter activity
Source: RefSeq, a predicted model, not a curated record